AUGAAGCCCAACGACCAAGGUGCAUUGGACACAAAGGACACAAAAAAUGCUUUAAAAGUGUUUCUCCGGAAGGAACCCAGCCUGCAUGUCGCCGAACUACAGGUCCCGGCAGAAGAGAAUCUCUUUGCGCUGCCCCCAGUAAAGGGUGAGUCAGACCAGGUUCUUUACAAACUCAUGGAGUACGAUCCAUUGCUGGACUCCAGUAAUAUGGCUGGGAGCGAUUGGAAGCGCAUAGCCGAAGACAUUAAAACGAUGUACGAUUUGUUCGAUGGGUUUGUUGUACUCCACGGCACCGAUACGCUGGCAUACACUGCCUCUGCCCUGUCAUUUAUGCUGUAUAAUUUGGCUAAACCGGUGGUCGUUACUGGGUCGCAGAUACCCAUCUACGAGACACGCACCGACGGCAGGAUCAACUUAGUCUCGUCACUGAUCAUUGCUGGCUGCUAUAAUAUACCGGAAGUGUGCGUCGUCUUUGCCAACAAGCUGCUUCGUGGCAAUCGAACGGUCAAGGUCAAUUGCAACACUCUGGAAGCUUUCGACUCGCCCAACGCUCCCCUGCUGGGCACGUUUGAUAAUGUCAUAAAUAUAAAUAGUUCCCUGAUACGCCCAAGACCCAGUGGUAAGCUACUCACUGUGGGAGGCGUAUUGGAGAUGAAUGUGGCCACCUUGAAAAUAACUCCGGAUAUGUCACUGGAUUUGAUUGAAUCGGCUCUGGCGGAGCCUAUUAAGGGCGUUGUCCUGGAGUCCUAUGGUAGUGGUAAUAUACCCUCAAACAGGAUCGAAAUAAUUGAUCUUCUACGGAAAGCUGUUGAACGCGGAGUUAUCAUCGUCAACUGCACACAGUGCCUGUCCGGCUCCGUAGCCUCAAUAUACGAUGCUGGAGCAGUGCUUUACGAUGUGGGCGUUUUAUCCGGUUCGGAUAUGACUUCUGUGGCAGCAUAUACCAAGCUGGCCUAUGUCCUGGGGUUUGAUGUGCCGCACGAUAAAAAAAUUGAGCUCAUGAAGUACAAUUUACGCGGCGAAAUAACAAUGGCAGAUAUGAACACGAACUAGGAACUUCCCCCUAUUCGGAAAUACACUUUAUCUAUCUACAAAAUAUACCUAUAUACCCCUUUAUAUGUAUAUGUAUAUAUAUGUAUAUAGAUAUGUAUUUCCAGUCUGGAGCACAUUUGUAUAGAGGCCAAUGCAAAAUAAAAAAAUUAUAUCACUCAAUCGGACUGUAUUACAUUCACUCAUAUAAAGUAAGGAAAAUAUGUCUAUAAAUGAGAUCACUUUUUAAUUUGA
Messenger RNA from Drosophila obscura, 1284 nucleotides. Its product is annotated as L-asparaginase-like. The coding region runs from base 1 to 1053 and encodes 350 amino acids. The record is from RefSeq and is a predicted model, not a curated record. NCBI's taxonomy places the organism in Eukaryota, Metazoa, Arthropoda, Insecta, Diptera, Drosophilidae. The transcript is spliced from 4 exons. Gene Ontology annotation, molecular function: asparaginase activity.